This is a messenger RNA of Neopelma chrysocephalum (saffron-crested tyrant-manakin), 2536 nucleotides long. It is a transcript of the gene CCNE1, whose product is annotated as cyclin E1. Bases 104 to 1153 code for a protein of 349 amino acids. Lineage: Eukaryota; Metazoa; Chordata; Aves; Passeriformes; Pipridae. The transcript has 9 exons. Gene Ontology annotation, cellular component: centrosome; cyclin E1-CDK2 complex; cytoplasm. Gene Ontology annotation, biological process: regulation of cyclin-dependent protein serine/threonine kinase activity; G1/S transition of mitotic cell cycle. The record is from RefSeq and is a predicted model, not a curated record. Gene Ontology annotation, molecular function: cyclin-dependent protein serine/threonine kinase regulator activity.
CUGGUGAUGGAGCCUGCAAAACACUUCAGUUCAUACACGUUGCUUUGGAGUCUUUGCAAGAGACAAGGCCUGGUGUGUUGGUCUGAAACAUGAUAAUACUUAGAUGUCCUGGAAUAACAUUCCCGAGAAUGUCCAUAUGCUAAUUCCUACUCCAGAUAAAGACGAUGAUCCAGUUAGCCUUGAUUACUCUCGCUUUAUACAUCUGAGUGUUGUUCCAACCAGAGCCACCCCAUUACCAGCUCUAGGCUGGGCAAACAGGGACGACGUAUGGAAAAACAUGAUAAACAAAGAAGAGACCUAUGUGAGAGAUAAACUUUAUCUGCAAAGGCACCCUCAGCUGCAACCUAAAAUGAGGACAAUCCUUCUAGACUGGCUAAUGGAGGUUUGUGAAGCCUACAAGCUUCAUAGAGAAACUUUUUAUUUAGCACAAGAUUUCUUUGAUCGGUUUAUGGCAACGCAACAGGAUGUUGUAAAAACACUAUUGCAGCUUAUUGGUGUCACUUCUUUAUUCAUAGCAGCAAAACUUGAGGAAAUUUAUCCACCAAAGUUGCACCAGUUUGCCUAUGUUACAGAUGGAGCCUGUACAGAAGAUGAAAUCAUUAGUAUGGAGUUGAUCAUUAUGAAGGCUCUUAACUGGAACUUAAAUCCACUGACAGUUGUAUCGUGGCUAAAUAUUUACAUGCAAGUUGCAUAUUUAAAUGAGCUUUACGAGGUAAUGCUGCCACAAUAUCCUCAGCAAAUAUUUGUACAAAUAACAGAGCUCUUGGAUCUCUGUGUGCUGGAUAUUGGCUGCUUGGAAUAUACAUAUGGAAUACUUGCAGCUUCUGCUUUGUAUCACUUCUCUUCAUCUGAGCUGAUGCAGAAGGUUUCAGGCUAUGAAUUCUGUGAGAUAGAGGAAUGUGUGAAAUGGAUGGUCCCGUUUGCGAUGGCUCUGAGGGAAGUUGGAAGCUCCAAACUCAAACACUUUAGUGGAAUAGCUCCCGAAGAUUUGCACAAUAUACAGACGCACAUAAACAGCUUUGAUUUGCUGGACAGAGCUCAAGCAAAACAAGCCAUAUUGGCUGAGCAAAAUAGGACUUCACCUUUCCCUACUGGUGUCCUUACACCACCACAAAGUAGUAAGAAACUGUCUUCUGGACUACCAUCAAUAUGACUUUAGAAACUGUUGACAAACAGUUUUGCUGAAGUGCCUGUUCUGCUGGUUUUCACUCCUGCUCCAUUACAGAAAUGCUGCCAGUGAAGUUCAUAAGCUUUUAUGGAAUCUGAAAAGGAAACCUUGCUUUCAUGUGACAGAAGAGUUUCUCUAUUUGAAAUAGUUUUAUUGAAUGUUAAAAUAUUUUUAAAGAGAUGGAUCAAGUACACCAGCCACUUGAAAGAACACCGAAGUGUGCUCCAGAUGCUGCUACGGAGGGUGAUGCUUGAUCAACCGUUCAGAAAAAGGGCUUGAAGUUGAAAUUAGUUCCUGUCCCUGGUUGUCCUUUGGGUAAUCUUGUCCCCUGGUGACAAAUGGGCAAAAAAUGCUGUGGAAGACAACGUUUCAAAGCCUCUUUUUUGAAUGGCUGGCUUACAACUUGAUGCCUUUUAAAAACCUUUUUAUUGUAAAAGCUGCUAUGUGUCUGUGUAUUCAUUUUUAAUAAAAAUGCUGUCUAAGACAGCUGGUUUUAUGUAUACUUUUAUUUUUCUUUUAAUUAUGAUCAGCUAAGGUUUUUUCAGACUGUGACCACUAAUAGUCUGGGAGUUGGGGAUGAAUAGUGUGGUAACUAUUGCUUUAUUUAUUUUCUGCUAUUGGCUUAUCAAUUGAAACUUUUGUUUUGGAUACUAAGGUAAAAUUGUCAUGUUGGGCUACUUGGAUUUCCCCUAGUCAGACGUAGGAGGCUAGGGAGGGGAUAAUAAACAUGACAAAUAUAUGGGGAAUCCUUCCACAACACACUUGUAAUCAUCAGCAUAUUGGGAAAUUCUUGAAUCAUUGUCUGGCUUGUUACCCUUUCGUGAUGGUUAGUGAGAGGUGAUCAGCAGGAAGAGUCUACCUCUUAUAAUCAUUUAAACAUGGGGAUUUUGGCAUAGUAUCUGUGAAAAUAAUCAUAAUCAUCUGUGCAAAAUGAAAUUCUGGAGAGCUGUGUGCCUUUUUUACAGGAAGGUCCUUGACCUUUGCAAUGUCUGAGAACCUCAGAAGUCCUAGCAGGACAUUCUCUGGAAAGCCAUGGUUCUGGAGAAGAGGGGAAUACAGAAAUAAAUGAUAGCCUGUUUUUUCUUGUUGUGUUUACUUUGAAGGACUGUUCAACAACACUUAAAGCUGUUAUGAGACUGCCAGGAUUCAUCAUGACCUGCUGCAGAUAACUUAAAUGCUACAACACUUAAUACUUCAGGAAGCUCCUACUCUGUCGUGGGUUAGUUUUUCUAAACAUUAGUUCCCAGCAAGGCUGCUUAUUAUUAUUUUUUUGUUAUUCUCCUUUUUGCUCUUCCCUGACCCAGUAUUCUGAUAAAUGUUAAAGCUUUAAUGUAAUAAAAAUGCCUAUGGUAACUAACGGUAAGCAAA